CCUGUGGGAGAGGAAGGUGGCACCCCAAAGUCUGGUGCCUACGGGGAUCAUUUCUAAAGGGAUGAGCCCCCCUGUGGCCUCAGGAUCCCUUCUUACCCUGUCAUCAUUACUUGGGCCCUGGCACUUCAUUUCCCAAGCCAUUGAAUUGUGAAAAAACAGAAUCCUUGGAGGUUUCCCAGUUGCUUUAGAAGAGAGGCCUGGGAAGACUGGCACAAGAGGCCAACAGGCUCUUCAAAAACCGCACACUUCACUCUUUCUCCUUCCCAUUUCACACAUGACUCCAAGCACUGAUCACAAUUCCAAAGCGGGGAGCUCCAAGUAGAGCUCUUGUGGCUGGAAAGUCCUUCUCUCUGACUGCCUGUUCAUCUGAGUGGUCAGUUUGCUCAACAGGGACCGGGAUUCCCCUGCCCACCUCCUCCCCAUCUUCUUGUUGCCCAGUGAUGCUAUGGGUUGCCCUGAGCAGCAGAGUGAUACAAGGGCCUCCUUCACUGCCUAAACCUCUUUCCCUGCCAGGCGCCUUCGAGCAGGACCCUGAGGCUCCCUACAUGGCACCAGUGAAUGGCAGGUUGUACCACAUGCCGUGGUGUCCCACCUGUUAUUUUCACCGCCUGCCACGAACCAUCCACUGCAAAAGCUGUGACAUCUGUGUGGAGGAGUUCGACCACCAUUGCAGGUGGGUGAAUAACUGUGUGUGGCACCGAAACAUCCGGCUCUACCUGCUACUCCUCCUGUGCCUGUGCCUCCACCUGGGUGCUGUGCUGUCCACCUGCGUGGUUUUCAUCAUGCAGAGGAGGCACAUGGCAUUCCUGGACUAUACCAUGACAUAGCCACACAGUCCCAAGGGCCCACCCUGAGAAGAGCUGGUGUGGUGGGGAGGGAGGGGCAAACAGCCAAGGAGGGACAGAGGAGACCAAGGGCAGGGCUAGAGGGAGAAAUCACUUGGGCGGAAUGUGAAGGAGAUGUGGAAGGCCAGUGGGGUCAGUGACAUGGGCCGGGUAGGAUGCCUGUGGAGUUAAGAAUCUAGGGGAGCCACAGAAUAGGGUAAUAAAAGUUGAAAAGGGACAUGUGGGUGGACAGUGUGGUGGAGUAAGGUUUCACUUGG
Marmota monax (woodchuck) is the source of this 1102-nucleotide messenger RNA. RefSeq names its product palmitoyltransferase ZDHHC19-like. The transcript has 2 exons. The record is from RefSeq and is a predicted model, not a curated record. Gene Ontology annotation, molecular function: protein-cysteine S-palmitoyltransferase activity. Lineage: Eukaryota; Metazoa; Chordata; Mammalia; Rodentia; Sciuridae. Gene Ontology annotation, biological process: peptidyl-L-cysteine S-palmitoylation; protein targeting to membrane. Gene Ontology annotation, cellular component: Golgi apparatus; endoplasmic reticulum. Bases 441 to 827 code for a protein of 128 amino acids.